CUCUAAAUCCUGAUCUCUCACUCCCACUCCCACUCCCACACGCAAUUAAACAACCUAUUUCAUGGUCAUGUGUUUGUUCUGUGCAUGUGCUUAAUUUGCCUCUGCCUUCCCCGCCUAGCUAGCUGCUGCCUUUCUGCACCAAGUAAAACACAGUACCCAAUACAUAUGGAGGAAGAGCAGGCGGUGGUCAAGUUGCCUCUGAUUGAAGCAGAGUGCUCUGCUCGUUUAAGGAUUAGCAAUAUUGAUUAUGAUCAAGAAAAUGGUGGUGUUGGUAGCCUCAACAGUGCGGGUGCCCGUGCUCCUGUUGAAACAAGAUCGACGCCUGUUCUUUUUGUUUGCACCUUUGCGGCCGCCUGCGCUGCCUUCACUGGUGGUUGUCUGGUGUCAUAUACAUCACCGGCUGAGUCUGGAAUCAUUGCUGAUUUGAGUCUCACUGUGACAGAGUACUCCUUUUUUGGUUCAAUAAUGACAGCUGGAGCAAUGAUUGGCGCCGUAAUAAGUGGGAGGAUGACAGAUUUCAUUGGUCGUAGACUUACAUUAUGGAUUUUGGACAUAUUCUACAUCGUAGGCUGGCUUGCCAUUAUUUUCGCUGAGGGUGCUUGGUUGCUCGACCUUGGAAGACUGUCGCUGGGAAUUGGGUUUGGGCUUACUUGUUAUGUGGGACCUGCAUAUCUUGCAGAAAUAAUACCAAAGGAUAUAAGAGGACUACUAAUGUCAAUCAGUCAGUCAAUGACUGGUUAUGGUGCUUCUCUCACGUUUGUAAUCGGUUCUUUCGUCACCUGGCGUUCUUUGGCCAUUAUAGGUUGUAUUCCGAGUCUGUUACUGCUCCUUGCUCUGUUUUUCAUUCCAGAGUCUCCAAGAUGGUUGGAUUAUAUCGAAAACCAGCGUCUUCAACAGAACUCCGACGACAAUGUCCUCAACUUGUUUCGGAGAAAAUAUCUUCAUAUAGUCAUUGUUGGAGUUGGGCUUAUGGUAGUGCAAGCAUCAGGAGGCUUAUAUGGAUUUAUGUUUUAUAUGAGUGAAAUUUUUGAUUCAGCUGGUAUCUCUAGUACACUGGGGUUUAUCCUGGUGGCUGUUCUUCAGGUAGAUGAUCUUAUAAAGAUCCUUUUAGUUCAAAUAGUUGGAUAUAUUGAUCUGUUUUUGGCGAGUUUCUUUGAAAAUAGAGUUUCAUUUCCUCUGCAGAUUCCUUUAAUUGUUUUGAGUGCAGCACUGAUAGAUAAAUUUGGAAGAAGAACGCUGUUGAUGGCUUCUGCAACUGGGCAAUGCUUAGGCUGCCUCCUCACCGGAUUAUCCUACUUCUUGCAGGAACUUGACUGGUGGAAAGAAGCAAGUCCCAUUUUGGCGCUGAUAGGGGUUUUGGUAUAUAUGGGAUCUUACGCAUUUGGCAUGGGUGGAAUACCAUGGAUUGUGGUGUCAGAGGUGAAUGCCAGUCUCCUGAUCACUUGUGUCUUAAUUCCAGAGUGUCAUGCACAUGAGUUCUUAUGCCAAGUACUGAUGAUCAUGCACGCAUAUAAAUAUCCUUUUGUUGGGAAUAUUGCUUUUGUUUUUCAGGAACAUUUUUCAUAUAUGCGGGCAUAUGUGGUUUUGGGGUUGUUUUCAUCGCAAAACUAGUGCCGGAGACUAAGGGGCGAACAUUGGAAGAAAUACAUGCAUCGCUGACUCGUAUUAUGCAGUGAGAAAUUACAUUAAUCAAUGGCCAUGAAAAUUGCUAAAAAUUAUUCAAGGGUUUUAUACUGUAAUCACGAACUACUAUUUAUUAAUUCAACACAAAGUGUGCUUUCAGCUGCUA
Molecule: messenger RNA, 1789 nt
Organism: Carya illinoinensis
Lineage: Eukaryota; Viridiplantae; Streptophyta; Magnoliopsida; Fagales; Juglandaceae
Product: sugar transporter ERD6-like 15
Exons: 15
Coding region: 85-1611 (508 amino acids)
Biological process (GO): transmembrane transport; carbohydrate transport
Cellular component (GO): membrane
Molecular function (GO): sugar transmembrane transporter activity
Source: RefSeq, a predicted model, not a curated record